Molecule: messenger RNA, 330 nt
Organism: Clunio marinus
Lineage: Eukaryota; Metazoa; Arthropoda; Insecta; Diptera; Chironomidae
Source: the annotation of a GenBank genome assembly
AUGCUUUGUUUAAGGCUUCUCAUUGUACAAAGGAUACCUUUUGAGGAGGGAAAUGAAAAAGAAAAUCAAUACCACAAGUGUGAUGGUAGAUAUUUUGUUUGCGGAUGUUAUUAUGGAUGCUUCUUACAUAUGUUUCCCAGAAUAUCUGUGGGUUUAGGCAACAUACAAUCACUCAUCCUAAGAUGUUUAUUAUUCGCACAUAACUGCGAACUUUGGGAUUUUGUUGAUACCAAAACAAAACGACAUUGUUUAUGUAUGGGAUUUUCAUUUUAUGAUUCCGACUUAUUGGAGUGGAACGAGGAUUAUAUCGUUGAAUCGAAAUUUCCGUAA